UAAAAAGAACAGACCAUAGUUUUCUCACCUUGCUAGUACACGAUUUGACGCGAAGAAUAUUGUAUGAUAAUUUCGAUAAUGGAAAGAAUUUUGUUAUUGACGAGCUGAUUGAACAUAACGAUCAUCAAAUACACAAUUUAAAAGGAAUUUUGAGUUGAAAAAGUGGACAGGAUAAAGCGUGACUUUUCUACAAGGAAUAAAUUUUCCAAAUUGAAAAAGUAUCGUGUUUUAACAAAAAUAGAUAUCCAGAAGGAAAGGAAGAAAAGACGUAGUCCUCGAAUUAUCACCUAACCUAAAAUGGCCAAUUCGUUGGCGAACGUGACCGUAUCGAGCAUUUUGAAGAACAAGAGCUCAUUCGAGGAUGAGCCGCGGAAGAAGAGUCGGGAAGACUGGCGAAAAGCGAAGGAACUCGAAGAGGCCAGAAAAGCUGGCACAGCUCCAGCUGCCGUAGAUGAAGAAGGAAAGGAUAUCAAUCCGCAUAUACCUCAAUACAUCAGUGCGACUCCAUGGUACUUCGGCGCCCAAGGCCCUACUCUGAAGCACCAACGGCCACAACCAGAGAAGCAGAAGCAAUAUAGCUCCAUAGAUGCGUGGUACAAUCGUGGAGUAGACAGCUCAAACACAGUGGCCAAGUAUCGCAAGGGUGCCUGUGAAAACUGUGGUGCGUUAACACAUAAGAGGAAAGAAUGCAUGGAGAGACCACGCAAGGUUGGCGCCAAGUAUACCAAUGCAAAGAUCGCUCCUGAUGAGUUCACUCAGCCUGAGUUAUCCAUGGACUACGAUGGUAAGAGGGACCGCUGGGCUGGCUACGAUCCAUCUGAGCACAGAGCCAUAGUGGACGAGUAUCAGAAGGUUGAGGAGGCCAAGAGACAGAUGCGUGCGGAAAAGCUCAACGCGGAGGAGAACGACGAACAGGAUUCGGACAAGGAUGAGGACAAAUACGUGGACGAGGUGGACAUGCCCGGCACGAAGGUGGACUCGAAGCAGCGCAUUACUGUGAGAAAUCUGCGUAUCCGGGAGGACACUGCCAAGUAUCUGCGCAAUCUCGACCCGAACUCCGCGUAUUACGAUCCCAAGACCAGAUCCAUGCGAGACAAUCCUUAUGUCGGCACCGAACGCGAGGUGGAUUACAAAGGCGAGAACUUCGUGCGCUUCUCCGGCGACACUCAGCAACACGCUAACGCGCAACUGUUCGCCUGGGAGGCGCACGAGAAGGGCGUCGAUGUGCACUUACUGGCCGAGCCGACGAAGCUGGAAUUGUUGAAGCAAGAAUACGACAAGAAGCGGGACGAAUUGAAGGAUAAGGCGCGCGAUAGUAUAAUCGAGUGUUACGGAGGCGAGGAGCACCUCGAGGCGCCGCCGAAGACGCUGCUGUUGGCACAGACCGAGCAUUACGUCGAGUAUUCGAGAUACGGCAAAAUAGUCAAAGGACAGGACAGACAGGUGAUACGAUCCAAAUACGAGGAAGACGUCCAUCCGAACAACCACACGUCAGUGUGGGGCUCUUACUGGCAGGACGGCAAGUGGGGCUAUCAGUGCUGUUAUUCUUUCAUUAAAAACUCAUAUUGCACCGGGAUGUCCGGCAAGAGAUCGGUCGAGGCCGCAGCUAGUAACGUGCAAGAUAAAGUACCGUUCGUGAGAUCUGAGAUGCAAGAGACGGAGGAUAACGAGCUUCGACGAUUCUCGGAUACUGCGGACAAAGAGGAGCAUUCUUCGAGCAGCGACUUCUCGUCUGAUGACGAAGAUAUGAAGAAUAAGACGGAGAGACAGAGCAAAGCAGCUAAACGAAGAUUGAAGAAACAAAAGAGGAAAGAAAGCCGUAAGAAUAAGAAGAAGAGUGAGAAGCAGGAAGACAAGUUGAACGAGGCGUUGAGAAAGGAGGAGGAAAGCACGAAGACGGCGGACAAAUUGUUGAAGAUGGACGAGAGAAAACGUCCGUAUAAUAGCAUGUACGAGGUAAAAGAACUAACGAGCGAAGAGAUAGAAGCGUAUCAGAUGAAACGCAAACGCGACGAGGAUCCGAUGGCGCAUUUUCUUUAAAAUCAACUACUAUGUUGUUUGUAACGCUGUAAAUGAAUGUUGUAUAUAUCUGUACAGUAAAAAAACGUAAAAUUAAAUAAUUGAACAUAUAAAUAAUAUAUCUAGCAAGUAAAUAAUA
Molecule: messenger RNA, 2158 nt
Organism: Odontomachus brunneus
Lineage: Eukaryota; Metazoa; Arthropoda; Insecta; Hymenoptera; Formicidae
Gene: Slu7
Product: pre-mRNA-splicing factor Slu7
Exons: 2
Coding region: 298-2040 (580 amino acids)
Biological process (GO): mRNA splicing, via spliceosome
Cellular component (GO): spliceosomal complex
Molecular function (GO): pre-mRNA 3'-splice site binding
Source: RefSeq, a predicted model, not a curated record